Messenger RNA from Emericellopsis cladophorae, 2064 nucleotides. RefSeq names its product Cell pattern formation-associated protein stuA. The record is from RefSeq and is a predicted model, not a curated record. Gene Ontology annotation, molecular function: sequence-specific DNA binding; DNA-binding transcription factor activity. The transcript is spliced from 3 exons. NCBI's taxonomy places the organism in Eukaryota, Fungi, Ascomycota, Sordariomycetes, Hypocreales, Bionectriaceae. The coding region runs from base 1 to 2064 and encodes 687 amino acids. Gene Ontology annotation, cellular component: nucleus. Gene Ontology annotation, biological process: positive regulation of transcription by RNA polymerase II.
AUGAACAGCGGACAGACAUCGUCGCUUCCCCCCUUGCCAUCUAGCCAGUCAUACUCCUCUUCGUCCUCAUCCCCACGGCUAGGCUCGCAUUCCUCCUACACCUCUGUUGCCUCCUCCAACGGACCCCGAACGCCCCCUUCUCUCCCCGUCAACGCAAUCACUGGACCGGCCACCGCCAUCUCAAAGUACGACGCUAUGAACAGCGGCCCACCGCACAGUGAGAUGUAUUACCCACAGCAUAUGUCCGGGGCACAGCAACAGCAGCCACCAGUCUCAUCGGGUCCCAUCAGUCACUACUCAAACCAGCCUCCGAUCAUGCAGCAUGGCCAGCCGUACUCCAAUGGCGGCCCUGCGCCGUACUCUUAUGCGUACGGCAACGGCAUGACCUCGCCAUCUGGCGGCCACAUGCCCGGCGGUCUGCCGAACCAGAACGUUCUGCCUCUGCCAGGUCAGGGUGGCGUGCCACCAGGCUAUGCUUUCGAUUCGACAGGCCAGAACCCCCCUCCAGGCAUGAAGCCCCGUGUCACAGCGACACUCUGGGAGGAUGAAGGCAGUCUGUGCUUUCAAGUUGAGGCUCGUGGUAUCUGCGUCGCGCGUCGUGAAGACAAUCACAUGAUCAACGGAACGAAGCUGUUGAACGUGGCUGGCAUGACACGCGGGCGACGCGACGGUAUUUUAAAGAGCGAGAAGGUUCGCCACGUUGUCAAAAUUGGCCCAAUGCACCUAAAAGGUGUCUGGAUUCCCUAUGAACGCGCCCUUGACUUCGCCAACAAGGAGAAGAUCACCGAGCUCCUGUAUCCGUUGUUCGUGCACAACAUCGGUGCGCUGCUCUACCACCCGACAAACCAGAGCCGCACAACGCAAGUCAUGGCCGCUGCUGAGCGUAGAAAGCAAGAGCAAGGCCAAGCGUUGCGUUCACCCACUGGCCAGGGCAAUUCCGGCUCGCUGCCUUCGAUACAGCCACCGCAUUCCAUGGGCAUGCCAGGGUCGCAGCCCCAGCUGCCAUCCAGCAACAUGGGCCGACCUACUCUCGACCGCUCCAACACAUUCCCAACACCCCCUGCGAGCACCUCUAGCGUCAUGCCCAACAUGGGCAAUUCGGACAGCUUUGGGUGGCAAGGACAGAGUAUGAACGGGUCGCAAGGUACCAACCCUAUCGCCAUGGACAAUGGCCUUGGUCAUGCUCGCUCCAUGCCAACCACACCAGCCACCACCCCACCCGGCUCGAUGCCUCCCUACCACUCUGGCGGCCAGGGCUACGACAACUCGCGCUCUCUCUACAACACGGCUCCCAACCAGCAGUCGCCGUACGCGCCGUCGACCAGUGGCUCACAGGACCGCCUGUACAGCCAUGCGCACGCCUACCCGAAGCAUGAAAUGGGUCCCCCGGCGAGCAGGCCAUCUGGCUCGGGCCCCAUGGGCGAGGGUGACUCCAAAACUGGCAUCCUGCCCUCGGAGAACGCACAGCAGCCGCACGGCGAGGAGGAAGGCGAGCACGAGCAUGAUGCCGAGUACACGCACGACAGCAGCGCGUAUGACCACAACCGGCCCUCGUACAGCUACACCGCCCCUGGCGUAGGCGCCUUGACCAGCGACAACAACAAUGUCGACCCCAGCAUGACGGGAUCUCCUAACCACCACCCUGGAUCUGGCCGGGCCACACCCCGCACGGCUGCGCAGCCUCAGCCCUACUACUCCCAUACGUCGGGCUACGCCAGCUCCCCGCGUGUGCAACAACACCCGUCCCACUUCUACAACGGAGUGAACGGCGACCGUCCGGCCACGAAUGGCAGCACGGGUGGCGAUGUCUAUGCGCCUCCCGCUGAGAUGUCCAACUCCAUGACCAAUGGAGGCUACGCGCCCCAGCCACCCAUGAGCAACGCUCCUGUUGGCGGUGUCAAGCGCGGCCGCGAAGACGAGGAACUUCCCCGCCAGAUGGGCGAGCUCCCCGGAAUGGACCUCAAGCGUCGGAAAACCAUGGAGUCGACUCUCCCGGCUCCCCCCUUCGACUCGAUGGGACCACGGCCUGCGUCGUCCGUUCCCAGUGACCCACGACCACGGUAG